AUGGGUGCUCUCGUUCCCGCUCCAGACGAUCAAGAUCAAGUCCCAACUUAUGAGGAAUUAUACUCCCGACAACCAUCCAAUCCGUCCACGGGCUACUCCCGUGUCCCCAUCACCGAACAACUCGAUGAUCUCGACAUUGAACGCACUCCACACCAUCACCAUCACCACCGCACCAACACCGGAACAACUCCCCCCUCCACCUCCACCGCCAUCGAAUUAGACAACAACAACGACGACAACGACGACGACGACCACACCUUGGACCAAUCACCACCCUACGCCACCCCGUUGACUCCCGGUGACGCCCACACGCACUGCGCCGAAUGCGAUCGGCAGCUUGAGCGGCGCGAGCGUCGUCGCAGUUGUGAGAAAAUGUGUCAUUAUGUCACCGGCACGGUGAUCUUUUCGGUGUUUUUUCUGACAAUUUUGGGGAUUUUUGUGGUUAUGCGUCAUUGA
Penicillium oxalicum is the source of this 456-nucleotide messenger RNA. RefSeq lists its product as uncharacterized. The transcript has 2 exons. The record is from RefSeq and is a predicted model, not a curated record. The coding region runs from base 1 to 456 and encodes 151 amino acids. NCBI's taxonomy places the organism in Eukaryota, Fungi, Ascomycota, Eurotiomycetes, Eurotiales, Aspergillaceae.